AGAAGGCGGGCCGAGCUGCUUGGAGGAGGACGUGAAGUUUAGCCGCCGCCGCCGCCGCCAUUUUGUGCUGAGGGCUACCGCUGAGCUCUAGCCACCAUGGUGAAACUUUUCAUUGGCAACCUUCCCCGGGAAGCCACGGAGCAGGAGAUCCGCUCCCUUUUCGAGCAGUAUGGGCGAGUCCUGGAGUGCGACAUCAUCAAGAACUACGGCUUUGUGCACAUCGAGGACAAGACGGCAGCUGAGGACGCCAUCCGCAACCUUCACCACUACAAGCUGCACGGUGUCUGCAUCAAUGUGGAAGCCAGUAAAAAUAAGAGCAAGGCUUCUACCAAGCUGCAUGUGGGCAACAUCAGCCCCACGUGCACAAACCUGGAGCUGCGGUCCAAGUUUGAGGAGUAUGGCCCUGUGCUUGAGUGUGAUAUCGUGAAAGAUUAUGCCUUUGUGCACAUGGAGAGAGCCGAGGAUGCCGUUGAGGCCAUCAGAGGCCUUGACAACACAGAAUUCCAAGGCAAACGAAUGCGCGUGCAGUUGUCCACCAGCCGGCUCAGGACCGCGCCCGGGAUGGGAGACAAGAGUGGCUGCUACCGGUGUGGGAAGGAGGGUCACUGGUCUAAAGAGUGCCCAGUAGACCGCACGGGGCAAGUGCCUGAGUUGACCGAACCUUAUAGCGAGCAAUACGGAAUGGUGCGCACCCCCUACCCUACGGGCUAUGGGGAUCCCAUGUAUUACGAUGACCCCUAUGGAAUGGUGGACUACUAUAAACGGUACCGCGCGAGAAACGCUGCGGCCUAUGGGGCUUCUGCAUACGACACUUAUGCGGAGCACACCAUGGCCCAGUAUUCCCAGUACGCCCAGUACUCACAAGCCACAGCCAUGGCCAGUCGCCUCUCUACCACCUUAGACCCCUACGAGAGGCCCCUGCUGCCAACCUCGGGAACUGCAGCCGCGGUAGCUGUCGCUGCUGUGGCCGCGACGUCCUCAUUUUACACCCGGGAUAGAAGCCCUCUGCGUCGCUCGGCAGCCGCGGCUUCCACCGCUGGAGACGUGUACGGAUACGAGCGCGUUCAGCUGUCUCCCGUCCCGCGAUCCUCCCUCUACGAUGUCCAGCGUUUCGGGCGGGAUGCAGGCGCGGACAGGUUGCGAUACUCCGCGUAUUGAGUCUCGAGGUAGGCUAUUUGAGGGCUGGACAUCGGGCUCCUGUGGCGCGUUCACGUCAAAGCUAUGCCAGGCUUCACGAUGUGUCGAUUUGUGUUUAGCAUGGUCUCACUAAUGGACAUUCUGUGUCUCUGCGAAGCUUAGUGACAGCUAACGUUCCCUCUUCCCUUUUAAAAUAAAUAAAUAAAUAUCCCCCAAGCGUUAUUGGAGAGAGGGGAGGGCAGGGCCCUAGGAAUUGGGAGUGGGGUUGUUGGUAACAGGUCUUGCACCCUUCGCUUUGUUGAUCUCUGUCUAAGCCUGGCCUUCGAGCAUAGACAGAGUGACACCAGGGGAAACAAGGGACAGAUGUUUGGCCUUCCAAGGCUAUUUGGGCCACUGCUUUCCAUCCCAGUUCGACCUGUGACUUUCCUGUCCCCUGUGUAGGCUUUAAUUUUGGAACUGAAUAAUCUAGUUGAUCCAGUUCUCCUUUUUUAUUUUUUUAUUAUGAGAAGACAUUGUCAUAUUUGGUAGCUUCCUGAGUUUUGACUCUCCCUGUAGAAAUCUUUCUUUUGCUAUCAAUAUUAACCUGUGACUUUUUGUUCCUUUGAAGUUGACAUUUCUCUCUUCCCCUUUUUUUUUCCUUCUCCAAUAUAAUAAAACAUUUGUAACAGA
Messenger RNA from Candoia aspera, 1806 nucleotides. RefSeq names its product RNA-binding protein 4B-like. The transcript has 4 exons. Gene Ontology annotation, cellular component: nucleus. Gene Ontology annotation, molecular function: zinc ion binding; mRNA binding. The record is from RefSeq and is a predicted model, not a curated record. Bases 97 to 1158 code for a protein of 353 amino acids. NCBI's taxonomy places the organism in Eukaryota, Metazoa, Chordata, Lepidosauria, Squamata, Candoiidae.